UCCUCCUCUUCAGCCAGUCCCAACAGCCCCGAAUCUGGUUGUCGCCGAUCGGAUCACGUGGUCUGGGGAAGGGAAGGCGUGGAUGCCUUGAUCUUAUCAGGCAGGCAGAGGCUGGCAAUCCAUCCGGGGAAAGGAUGAAACCGAACCCGACCGACAGCACGACGACUCCAGAAUGCCCUCGCCCCUCGACUCGGCCCAAUCCUCUUCUUCCUCGUCCUCGUCGCUGGGAUAUGGCGAGGAUGCAGCGAGAGCAACAGCAGCAGCCACAGCAGCAGCAACAGCAGCAGCAGCAGCAGCAGCAGCAGAGGCGAAGCAGAAGCGCCAAUGGAAAUUUUUCGGCAAGGUCAAAUCGAUCUGGAAGGGGCUGGGGAUCGAUAGGCCGACUUUUCUGCUCAUGAUGAAGGGUGCGCUUGCGCCGACGAUUUGCGUGGCUAUUUACCAGUCGGAUGCGAUUUCCUCGCAGUUCAACACGGUCGGGUAUCUCGUCUCGGUGAUUUCCGUGCUGGGGUUCUCCAUCAUGCCGCGAGCCAAGUUCAUCCAGAUGAUGGUCCUCGAUAUCCUGGCCGUCUGCGUCGCCACGGCCGUGGCUCUGCUCAUGAUGUACUCGUGUGUCAAGGCCCGACAGCACACCGAGUCGGCCGCCGAUGCUGCCAGUGGGGGUGCGUCGUCGGCCCCCUACAAUGCGUCCGCUACGGCUGUCAGUGCUGUCUGGCUGUUCUUCCAGAUCUACGUCGUGCACACCUUCCGGGCCAAGUUUCAGCAGUUCCAGUUUCCCGUCAUUAUCUACUCGAUCGUGGCCAAUGUCAUCUUCACCUAUGCUUCCCGGCUGGCGAACAUGACCGCCGCCAUUACGCUGGCUUUGAAAUUGCUCGAGGCCAGUUUGACGGGCCUGGCCAUCGCCACGGGUGUCUCGUUGUUUAUCCUUCCCAUGAGCACCAGGGGGGUCGUCUUUAACCAGAUGGCGGCCUACAUUGAGAGCCUCCGGGCUGCCCUCAAUGCCCACACGGCAUACUUCGAGACGCUGGAAAAGGAUGACAUGUUCGGUCGGGCAGAGACGUACGAUUCGACGGUGGAGAAAGUGACCGACAAGGGCAAGGUGUAUAGUCCCGAAGCACAGGCGAUCCGGACGGCCUGUCAGAAGGUCACGGAGCUUCAUGCCAAAAUCCACGGAGACCUGACCUUUGCGAAGCGCGAGUUUGCCAUCGGAAAGCUGGGACCGGACGACAUCCAGGGGACUUUCAGAUACCUGCGCCAGAUUAUGAUCCCCGUCGUCGGCCUCAGCUUCAUCGUGGAUAUCUUCCAGCGCCUCUCGGACUACAACAAGUGGAAUCAGCCCAUCGAAGCCAAUGGCGCGGCAAUCCCCGACACGGUCCGCCAGCGGGUCAGAGAGGAAUGGAACGAGAUCAUGAGGGCGGUGCAUGAUCCGUUUAGCUCCAUGAUCCACACGAUUGAUGAGGGCCUUCGGCAUGUGUCGCUCGCCCUUGAACUGACACGACCGGCCAAAAAGUCCGACGACUCGGACGUGGAGGCAACCGCUAACCCCAAGCCCGGGGAGAAGGGCUUCCCUGCGUACUAUGCGAGGAAGAUCCGUGACUUCAAGUAUGCGAAGCGGAUCGCCCUGCGGUCGUGGAGUGAGGAAAAGGGCAUCACCUUGCCGCCUGACUUCUUUGAACAUCCCUCAUCCGUCCAUCUGGAUGUGGAUGAUAUCCCUGCCGAUAGCUUCGGAGUUGGUCGAGACCGCAGCAGGCGACAGCUGUAUAUGAUUCUCUACGUGGAACAACUUCUCGAAUCCACAGGCCAUGUCGUCCACGAUUUCAUCCAAUUCGCAGACGAAAAGAUUGCCAGUGGGAAGCUGGCACGGAAUCGUCUCAUCAUCCCGGGCUCGAAGCGCUUGCUAAAAUGGGUCAUCAGUGCUUUCAAGGCCGAGGAUUCGCACGAGGAGGACAACCUGGGGGACAUCAGCUCGCAGAACAACAUCCUCCAGCUGGGCGAGGCCUACAGGCACCGCAAGGACCCGGAACACCUCCCGCCUGAGAACACGCUCCAGAAGAUCGGAGACAAGGUCCGACUGAUCCCCUCUGCAUUGCGCUCUCCCGAGUCGGCGUAUGGCUUCCGGGUCGCGUGUGCCACGAUGACCGUUGCCGUUGUCGCCCUCCUCCACGAUACACAGAACUUUUUCGUGAAGCAGCGAUUCGUCUGGGCCAUGAUCAUGGUCAAUAUGAGCAUGUCCCCCACGUCCGGCCAAAGCAUCUUCGGCUUCGUUCUCCGGAUUCUCGGCACCGUCAUAUCGUUGGUGCUCAGUAUCCUGGCCUGGUAUAUCCCCGGACAGAAGACCCCAGGGAUCAUCGUCUUCCUGUUCAUCUUCCUGACCUGCGUCUUCUACGUGCCGAUCAAGCUCUUCCGCUUCCGAAUCAUCGGCAUCAUCACGAUCAUCUCGACCUCGAUGAUCGUGGGCUACGAGCUCGAGGUCCGCAAAAUCGGCCAGGACGUCGCCACCUCCAACGGGCAGCAAUACUACCCGAUCUACCUCCUUGGUCCCUACCGACUCGCCACCGUGGCCGGCGGUAUCGCCGUAGCCUUCAUCUGGACCUUCUUCCCGUACCCGAUCUCCGAACACUCGGUGCUUCGCCAAAGCCUGGGCGCCUCGCUAUACCUCCUGGCCAACUACUACUCCGUCAUCCACGAGACCGUGUCUGCGCGGAUGCGAGGCGACGAGGGCGAUCUCGCCCUGAAGACCUCCUCCGGCCGCAGACUCAUGAAGGCGCGAAACAAAGUCUUCUCCAAGCAAAUGCUCAUGCUCAACAACCUGCGCACCUACGCCGGGUUCCUCAACUGGGAGGUCGCCAUCGGCGGACGGUUCCCUAAAAAGCGAUACAAUUCGAUCAUCACAUGUAUCGAGAACAUCGUCAGCUACCUAAGUCUCCUGGGCUACGCCUCCGACACCCUCCUCCAACUCGGCAACGAUGAAGAAUCCGACUCCAUCUGGCUCCACGACUUCCGCAGACUCGUCUCCAGCGCCCGCGUCACCACCCACGAGAUCACCACCGUCCUGUGUCUCCUCUCAGCCAGCAUCACAAACCAGCAGCCCCUGCCGCCCUACCUGAAGACCCCCCGGCCGUACAGCUUCUCCAAGCGGCUCGAGGCCCUGGAUAAGGAUAUUCUCAGUCUGCGACAUAUUGCGGAACCGGGCUUUGCGACGUUCUCCGUGCUGCAGAUCUCGACGAGGUGUAUCGUGGGGGAUGUGGAGAGGUUGAUGAGGUGAGUUUGUCUAGCGAGUUAUUGAUUAUUAUUAUUAUCAUUCAUUCUCUUUCUUCUGAUCGAAAAUGGAUAAUGCAUGGAUUAUGCUAA
Molecule: messenger RNA, 3348 nt
Organism: Aspergillus heteromorphus CBS 117.55
Lineage: Eukaryota; Fungi; Ascomycota; Eurotiomycetes; Eurotiales; Aspergillaceae
Exons: 5
Coding region: 173-3262 (1029 amino acids)
Source: RefSeq, a predicted model, not a curated record